Molecule: messenger RNA, 5225 nt
Organism: Microplitis demolitor
Lineage: Eukaryota; Metazoa; Arthropoda; Insecta; Hymenoptera; Braconidae
Product: protein phosphatase 1B
Exons: 6
Coding region: 384-1508 (374 amino acids)
Biological process (GO): negative regulation of stress-activated MAPK cascade; protein dephosphorylation
Cellular component (GO): cytosol; nucleus
Molecular function (GO): magnesium ion binding; protein serine/threonine phosphatase activity; manganese ion binding
Source: RefSeq, a predicted model, not a curated record
UUUUCCUGUUUCUUUCUGUGUGUGUGUGUGUACAAGCAGAAGAGCUAAGCAGAAGCUAAAGGAGCUACUGCUGCCCAGCUAGAAAGAGAAAACAUUAAGAGACAUGGUGACGGUGAUAUUCGCGUGGCUUGUUAAUAGUAUACAUUUCGUUGUACGUAAGAUAUAAAGUUACGAUGAUAACCGGUCAUGUUGAAUCGACGUAUUUAGUGGACUUUGUCAUUGAACAUAAGAUGCUUAAUAAAUAAUAGAUAUUAAAAGGCUAUAACUCGAAGGAGAGAGAAACAGGAGACACGGAAUAAGGAUAAGCUUGAUAGGAGUCGCUGAGAGAUAAUUUGAAUCAUAAAUAAAGAAACUGAUAAAAAAAGUAGAGGCCGAUUACAAGCAUGGGGGCAUUUUUAGACACACCGAACACUGAGAAGUACAACGAGCACGGUGCGGGCAAUGAUUUGCAGUACGGAGUUGCUAGUAUGCAAGGAUGGCGUAUGGAGAUGGAAGACGCACAUUGUGCGAUGACAGGCUUGGAGGGUGGCCUGUCCGACUGGAGUUACUUCGCGGUAUUUGACGGGCAUGCUGGGGCGUUAGUUUCCGCGCAUAGCGCGGAACAUUUGCUGGACUCAAUAGUAGAAACAGAUGAGUUCAAAUCCGAGGAUGUGAUAAAGGGCAUACACUCUGGUUUUCUGCGACUCGACCACAAAAUGCGCGAUUUGCUGGAGACGAAUAAAGACAAGUCUGGAUCAACAGCUGUUUGUGCAUUCAUAUCACCCAAACACAUUUACAUCGCAAACUGCGGUGACUCAAGAGCUGUACUCUGUAGUUCAGGGAGUCCCGUGUUCUCAACACGAGACCACAAGCCCGUACUGCCAGCCGAAAAAGAACGCAUCCAAGCAGCAGGUGGCAGCGUCAUGGUCGAGCGUGUUAAUGGUUCAUUGGCUGUGUCACGUGCUCUCGGUGAUUACGAGUACAAAAAUGUCGAAGGUCGUGGACCAUGUGAGCAAUUAGUAUCACCAGAGCCAGAAAUUUUUGUCCGCGAUCGGGACAUGGAGAACGAUGAGUUUCUAGUACUCGCGUGCGAUGGCAUUUGGGACGUUAUGACCAAUAAAGAUCUUUGCGAUUUUAUUUACUCAAGAUUAUUGCUCACUGAUGACUUAGAGGCUGUUACUAACCAGGUUAUUGAUACCUGUCUUCACAAGGGCAGCAGAGACAAUAUGAGCAUAGUAUUGGUAACAUUUCCUGCGGCACCCAAGCCAAGUAUCGAGGCACAAAAGAAGGAAGCCGAGUUAGAAACGGCCAUCGAAAGGAGAAUUAAAGAAAUAGUUGCACAACAAGAGGGUAAAGAUGGCUUCGAUUAUCUGGAACUGCUACGGAUUCUUGUUGAUCAAGAUCUACCGAAUCUACCCCCUGGAGGCGGUCUUCCGGCAAAACAACCACUCAUUGAACAAGUCUUUCGAGAAGUGUGUCCCGGCAGAGCGGAGAGCGUAAGUCUUAAAUAUGAAUAUCCUUCAUUUUAAUUUUAAUCUUAAUUAAAAUUACAAUUACGUCGUUACAUCUCACGUAAAUUGCAUACGAUAUUAUUUAAAUAUAAUAAUGUACGACUGUUAUUAUUUAAAUAAUUCCUACCUUCACUUAUUCGUGCUAAUUUUUAUUACAACAGAGUAUUUAGUAUUUGAAGCUCAUUUAACAUUUUAAUAAAUUUCCUUUUUCUUUUUUUUCGAUACUAUUUUACUUUUUUUCUAAGCCUGGGUACGUAAACCGUGUAAUGCUUUUAUAAAGAAAAUUUAUUGUCUCAGUGUAAUUAUUAAUUAUUGAUACAAAUAGUUGAUAAUUUUUAUUAUAUAUAACGAAUACGUUAAAUAUUUUGUCAACGAGUUUGCUUAUUUACAAACAGAUUUUUUUUUGUUUGUUUAAUAAUUAUUGUGCGAUUUAUCGACAACAAUGUUGACAUAAUGCUACUGCUUAUAUUUUUUAUCCAGUUUGUUUUGAGUGAAUCUGCGCUUUACUUAAUGUGGUGCGUUGUACUUUUUUUUUUUAUAUUAUUUAAUAUUAACAUCGCUAUCUACGAUAAAAUAAUUGUUGCUUCUACUUAAAAAUAUUAACGAAAAUGAAAAAAAAAAAAAAAACUAAAUAUUAAACAAUUAAAUUCACGGCAUUUUAUUAAUUAUUAAUUAUUAUGUUUACUCACUAAGUUGGAUUGUAAUAAACAUAUUCAUACAUAUUAAUGUCUAAUGAAUAAUAAAUCCAGCGUAGUGACUUUUGUAUCGCAUCAAAAUGAUGAAUAUUUAAAAAAAAAAAAAAUACAUCAAAAUAACUGAUGACAAAAAUAAAAAAAAAUAACAGAGUUAUUGCUCUGAUUUUGUUACAUAUAUAUUUUUAACUUCUUACAUUUGAUAAUUAUUAUUUUAUAAAAUAAUUUAAAGAUACGUAAUUAUUGAUUAAACACCAAGUAGAAUUUAUCGAGUACGUACAGGCGUACAUAUCAAAAAUAAUUGUAAAAAAAAAACGUUAUUUGUAUUAAGAGAUAAAAAAUAAUUAACAGUAUAGAGGAUAUAAAUGUACAAUUAUUUGGUAGAAAAAAAAAUAUUGUUGCAUAUUGUAGAUUUUUAUUUUAAAACAAAUCAAUAUAUAUAGAAAUUUAUCUCUAUCUUUCUCUGUAUGUUGACUAAACGAGUAUGUAAUAAUAACAUUUAAAUAUAGAAAUUAUAUAUUUUUGUAGUAUUAGUGGACAUGCACUUUAAGAAUAUGCUCAUGCAUUUUUAUUGGCUCAUCCCCUCUUAUUAACUACAAAUAAUUAAUAAUAAUAAUAAUAAUAAGCAAACGCAUGCAGUUAUUACGGCAAUUGGGGAAUAAUGGGCACACAAACUAAUCUUAGAUAAUAUAUAUACGUAUAUUAUACAUGUAAAAGCAAUGUCCACAUGUGUUUAUAAAUAUUAUCUUGAAAAUAUAAUUACAAGUACUAUAAUUAUUACAAUUAUAUGAAAAAAAAAAUAACAAAGACAGAGAGUGGAAUUGAAGGAUGAUGGAGUAUGUCUGUAGAAUUGUAGCACUGACGAGGGCCUUAAUUUUGAAUUUAACGGAUUAAUAUCCUUUCCAACUCCAUCCAUUAUUAAAUCAAUCAAUCGAUCAUUAACAAUUAACACUAUACUAAUUUAACUAAAAUUAACCUUAAGGACAAUCUAAGACGAUAUCCUACCACUUUUUUUGAAUUUUUCUAUGACCUUGUGCUGUAAUGAUUUUAUUAAUUAAUUCAUUUAAAAAAAUUAAGGCAAGAUGAGAACAAAGGACGAAAUUUUUUUAAAAAAAUUACUCAUAGUUUGUUUUAAAAUUAACUUAAUUAGUAUUUAAAGGAUGGAAAUAUUUGAUGAGUUGCAUGCGAAGUUCCCUUAUUUUGGCUACAAGUCAUUUUCAAAUUUUUGCUAAACGUAAUGAGAACCUUCGCGGGUGUCUAUUUAAAAAUUAGGGUGAGAAAAGGGGUGGACGUCUAAGAUUGUCCUAACAAUGGCAUAAUAUGUAUAUUAUAUUAAUUAAAAUUGAUACUAAUAAUAAUAAUUAUAAUAAUUAAUCAGAAAAAAAUUAUAACUAGUAGAUUGUCCAUUUUAUGGUGUUAUGUACAACCUUUAGGAACAGUUGGUGUUUAAAGUAGCGCAGAAUUGAAAAUAUAUAUAUAAAAAAAAAUGCCAAUUUGAUAUAAAUAUGUGGAGGAGUAAAUAACUUAUUCAAAUGAUAAAUUUUUAUUUUUCGUGAUUGAUAUUCAAAUAUAUUGUAAAAAAAAAAGUUAAUUGACUUAAAUUAUUUAUCGCUCGGCCAUCUUAUUUUAAACAACGAUUUUUUUGAGGAAUAAUUUAAUCCUACUACUUACAAUACGGGUAUUUUACGGUAAUUUAUAUCUAAUAUUUUUUUUUUUUUAUUUUAUUUAUCUGCUAAUUAAAUAUGCAAAUCAAGUGUUCUCAUAUAUUUUAUAAUCUUGAGCCUUUUUUUAUUAACAUACAUUUAUUUUUAUUAAUAAUUUACAUUCCUCGAUAUGGCUCUUAAAUAUAUAAAUUUGAGGGCAUGUUCAGAAAUUAACUCUGGAAGAGGAAGAUGCUAAUUCUACGGUCAUAAAUAUUAUCUGGUUAAACUAGAGGAAUAAUUUUACUAUCAUAGUAAACCUGACUUUCCAUUUGCUGAACAUAGUGAGACAUUUAUUAAACCAGGUUUUUCUGAACACGCUCUAAAUGUUUACAUUUAUUUUUAAACAUCCGGAAGCGUUGUAAUCAACAAUGCUAUUGAUUUAUAAAAAUGACAUUUUAUUGAUAAUCUUUUCAACAACUUUAUUUAUUUCCUUAUUUUUCCUCUAUUCAAAUAUUACCCGCGCUUAUUUUUAAAAAAAUGCUUUUAUUUACCCUCAGAAAAUUUCCUUGAUCCUUCCUAAUCCUUUUUCCUUUUCUCGCUCCCCAGAUCGCCAAAACGCAGAACGUCAAUCCGUAUCAAGUCGACAAAGCGAAACCUUUUUUCGACCAAGUCGCCGAUGACUUUUCAUUUUAAAAAAUUUAAAAACAACUUUGUUUGGUAUAAUUUAAAAAAAAGAUAUAUAUGUAUAAAUUUACACACUUAAAAAAUUUUUAGUGGCCGGUAGAAUAAUUGAUGGAAAUUCACGUACCUGAAAUUUAUUUUUGCAAUGCGUUUUGUCUAUCAAACUCAAAAAUUUUCUAAUCAUUGUUUUUUCUGUAAUGACUUUUUCUCUCUUACUAAAAGAAAUUAUAAUUUUUUCAUAAAUUAUAAUUAUUGUUUUGUCUAAUUACUUACAAUUAUCAUUAAUCUAAUGUAAUAUAUUACAUAUUCUAAAACUAAAGAAACACUCAGCAGUUUAAAAAAAUGAAUUAUUUUAAUAAAUUUAUAAUUAAUUAUUUUAUUAAUUAAAGUGCCAAAAUAACUUUUGUGGAAAUAAAAAAAAAUUAAUUGUGCCAACUGAUUAAAUGUAUCAGUAAUAAAUUUAAAUGAGAUACUAUCAAUAAUUGAAACUGAAACUAAUUAAAUUAAUUUCUGCUCAGUGUUUUUUUUUUUGUUUUAAUUAAAAUUAAUAUGAAUGCAUGUUAUAUUUAAAUAUACUUUUUUUCAUGAAUCCUUUGAGUGUAAAGAAAUUAGCACAAAAAUUCUGCUGAAGGCAGGAAAAUAAUUUUAAAAAAAUUGAACCCGCAUCAGUGCUCCAAAUAAAACAGCACGUUAAUAAAAUACCGCAACGUGUUAUAUGA